Messenger RNA from Prorocentrum cordatum, 744 nucleotides. The record is from the annotation of a GenBank genome assembly. NCBI's taxonomy places the organism in Eukaryota, Dinophyceae, Prorocentrales, Prorocentraceae.
GCCCGCCCCGCCCAGAAGCGUGCGGAUUCGCUAUCGGGUGCCUAGAGUGCCGAUCUAUCGGCGAUGAAUCGCCGGUUCCAGGUCGAGGCUUCACCUCUGAGCCAGCACCCUCCCCUUCUCGCUCUCCCUCAGGCGGACGGGCGCUCCCAGCGGCCUAAUCCGCCGUGGGGGGGGCAGCAUGGCCCUGUCGGGGGCGGCCAGCAAGGCCCGCAAGGCACUCGGCCCGCGGACGCAGGCGCAGAGGCGGCCUGGGGCGGCGCCGGCCAGUGGGGCGGCGCCGACCAGUGGGGCGGCACGGAGCCCUGGGGCGGCACGGAGCCCUGGGGCGGCGCAGAGUCCUGGGGCGGCGCGGAGGCCUGGGGCGGCGCGGGGGCCUGGGGCGGCGACGGCGGCGUCUGGCCCGCGUGGGGCGGCAUGGGCGCGGGAGGCAAGGGCGGCAAAGGCGGCAAGGGCGUGGCCUCCGUGGGCGGCAAGGACUGGGCCUGGCCCGGCGCGAGCGCUGGAGGCUGGGGCGACGGCAGCUGGUGGGGCGGAGGCUGGCAGGUGCCCCAGGCCAGCGCGAAAGGCAAGGGCAAGGACCAACAUGCUUCUGGCGGCAGUGGCAAGGACCAGUUUGCUGCCGUCGACAAGGGCAAGGGCCAGACUGUUGCCGGUCCUUCACGGCCGUCCUUCCCGCCCCCUGAGAUGUUCCGUGCCGCGGCGGCUGGCCAGCCAGCACAGACGCACGGCGGCGAAUACAUAUAA